AUUCCACUUGCUCAUAUUAUCCCUUGCUUGUUUCUCCCAAAAAUGGUGCUCGCUGGUAAAAUUAGCACCGAAGUUGGUGUUAAAGCAUCCUCUGCCAAGUUCUUUAAACUAUUCUCAUCAGAGUUACACCAUGUACAAAACCUUUGUGAAAGAGUCCAUGAAACUAAACUGCAUCAAGGUGAUGACUGGCAUGGCUCUGAUUCGGUUAAACAGUGGACUUAUGUCAUAGAUGGCAAAGUACACACAUGUCAUGAGAUUAUUGAAGAUCUUGAUAAACAAAACAAGAAAAUCACUUUCAAGCUCUUUGGUGGAGAUAUUGAUGAACACUAUAAGGUCUUUAAGCUCAUCCUUGAAGUAAUUGAUAAAGCUGGUGGAAAUGCUGCUGUUAAAUGGACUAUUGAAUAUGAGAAAAUCAAUGAGGAUAUUGAUCCUCCAAAUGGCUAUAUGGACUACUUUGCCAAAAGCACUAGAGACAUGGAUGCUCAUCUUGUCAAGGCUUAAUAAGCUUCAUAUGAUAAGUCAUAAAGAAAGUAAUAAAUAAGGAGUUAUGGCUUAAUGGGGCUUCCUUUGUGAAUAUAAGUGGUUAUUUUAUAAUUAGUGUGAUGUUUGUAAUGGCAUGGUGCCUUAAUUAGUGUGCCUUAAAUCAUGUGAUGUAUAAAUAAAUGGAUAUUUUGUGUUUGCAGUUAAUCUAUAGAAUUUGUGAAA
Messenger RNA from Medicago truncatula (barrel medic), 705 nucleotides. RefSeq names its product MLP-like protein 34. NCBI's taxonomy places the organism in Eukaryota, Viridiplantae, Streptophyta, Magnoliopsida, Fabales, Fabaceae. The coding region runs from base 43 to 501 and encodes 152 amino acids. The record is from RefSeq and is a predicted model, not a curated record. The transcript has 2 exons. Gene Ontology annotation, biological process: defense response.